CAGAACAUGAAUAAAAAAUAAAAAUACGGAGCAGGCGCAAAGAGGAAGAUAAAUUAUUGCACACGAGAUUUUAUGGCUUCCACUGGUUUCAUAUAUCCUUCGCUGUGCUCGUCAAGAUGCUGCCGAAAAAUUCCUUCGCGUUUUUCCCAAAUCCCAUCUCUAUUUCUCGCUUCGCAGAGCCUUCUGAGAUUAAAGAAUCACACUUUAUACUCAUCCGUUCGAAUUAGGCAGCUCAAGAAUCCGAACAUUCGUGCUUCGCCCGUUGUUUAUGCUGCACAGUCUAAUUUCUUCAAAGUUAUACAAACAGUGUGGAAGGUUGCAAAGGAUGGAGUUGAAGCAGGAACUGAUUUGGUUCCCGAUGCUAUCUCAAGACCAAUAGCAAGGAUUUGUGUUUCUUUUAUUGCGGCCACAUUUGCACUCUUUCUACUCAAGUCAUUUCUAUCCACAGCAUUCUUUGCCCUGGCCGUGAUGGGACUAAGUUAUCUUGCAUUCAUAGCCUUGAAUAAAGGUGAUGGCCCAAAAGGUGGUGGAGGAGGAGGAACUUCUUCUGUUGAUGAUAGUCUUGAAGAGGCUAGAAGAAUUAUGGACAAGUACAAGUAGAUAUUAUCUUCUCUCUCUAUUCUAAAUAGCGGCAAUAGAAUAUUUUUUUUCUUUUUGUAAAACCUAUAUAGGGAAAUUUAUUUAAAUUGAUUAUUAUAAUAAUGAAAAUAUUAUCGAACCUUGCGCUCUACUUAGCAGGGACCGAACUAGAAUACGACACAUUUUUUUUUUCCCCUAAACGAAAGCAAUAUUAUAAAACUCAAGAACGGGACAAAGUACAAGAUGUCAAUUGACAUCAACACUGUUU
Messenger RNA from Striga asiatica, 847 nucleotides. The record is from the annotation of a GenBank genome assembly. Lineage: Eukaryota; Viridiplantae; Streptophyta; Magnoliopsida; Lamiales; Orobanchaceae.